AGCGCCCGUCUGCGCAUGUGCGAGAGAAGACCCAUUUCCCCCAGCGCGCCUUUCCCGGCUCGACUCCCUCCGCCCAGUCAACGUCUGUGCCCGAUACCAACGUGGCUGUUUUGGCGACACAGUUGUUACGUCAUUUUUAAGCGCCCGCGCCGAAGACUCGACUCCGGUGUGUGCUGCACAUGGGAAUCCUCCGCUGAGGCUGCGAGCCGAGCAGGGGGGCUGGAGGGCUUUUUUGCGUUAUUGCUCCAGCUCUACAGAGUUUCUUUGCGUGUUUCAGCAUGGCCGGCAUUCUCUUCGAGGAUAUCUUCGACGUGAAGGACAUCGAUCCGGAGGGCAAGAAGUUCGAUAGGGUUUCCCGGCUCCACUGCGAGAGUGAGUCCUUUAAGAUGGACCUGAUCCUGGAUGUGAAUGUACAGAUCUAUCCCGUCGACUUGGGUGACAAAUUCCGCCUCGUGAUCGCCAGCACCUUGUAUGAAGACGGGACCUUGGACGACGGGGAGUACAACCCAACUGACGACCGACCCUCCAGAGCCGACCAGUUUGAGUACGUGAUGUACGGGAAGGUGUACAGGAUUGAAGGGGACGAGACAUCCACGGAGGCAGCCACGCGACUCUCUGCCUACGUGUCGUACGGCGGCCUGCUGAUGAGACUCCAGGGAGACGCCAACAACCUGCACGGCUUCGAAGUGGAUUCCCGGGUGUACCUUCUGAUGAAGAAGCUAGCCUUCUAACCAGCUGCGGGGCAGGGAGGGGGACCGUUCGGCCUUCAUGGAGGCAAGGCAACUUCUCGUGUAAACGGAACGUCGCUAGCAGGCAGGAGGCGCGUGCAAAGCCUCCCCCACCCUCCAGGGGCCGUCCGUCUGCCCUCUUUGCCGUAGAAACCUUGCAUGGGCAAGCUACAAAAAAAGGACUUUCUGGGAAGGGUUGCUCCUCCCACUUUCUCCAUGGGCGGGGCUAUGCAAAUGAGCAAUCUCUUCCAACGGGAGGAGCUUCACCCCCCUCCCCCGUUCCCAGUCUUGCCUGCACCCCAGCAAGGUCUUCAGAGCUCUUCCUCUUUUUUUUUUUUUUUUAAAUUGCCUUUCUGAAACAAUCCUUGGAACAUUUAAGCGGGAAGGAGACUUGCUGGCCAACCUGCCUUCAGUGGCCUCCGCUCAGCAGCGGUAAUGAAGAAUUUCCCUGUUCUAUAAGCCCAGCCCCCUCAAAAAACCACCGGCCUUCAUCCAUCCAUCCAUCCAUCCAUCCACAGACUUUACAGAGUAGGACUUUUCCAAAUUCUUCUCCUGCUUCAGCCCCCCCCCCCCCCAAAAAAAAACAAAUUUGAGGAGCCAUCGGUGGUUUGUCGGAGCAGAGCGGGGGACAAAGGGGUGUUCCGCAGCAGGAGAAAAUGCGGAAGUGGCCUCCGGAAGCGUCAUCCAUUCCCGCAAAGGAACCACCAGUCCCUGCCGACACAUCGAGGAAGACGAGGAGGGAGCCGUGCUUUGUGUUGGCUGCCGAAGGGGCAUCUUUUCUAGAGACUGAAUUGUAGCUUCGUUACUGCCAUUAAACAAAGGGGUGUGCGUUCAUUUCGUA
Molecule: messenger RNA, 1569 nt
Organism: Heteronotia binoei (common prickly gecko)
Lineage: Eukaryota; Metazoa; Chordata; Lepidosauria; Squamata; Gekkonidae
Gene: POLR2H
Product: RNA polymerase II, I and III subunit H
Exons: 5
Coding region: 279-731 (150 amino acids)
Biological process (GO): DNA-templated transcription
Cellular component (GO): RNA polymerase I complex; RNA polymerase II, core complex; RNA polymerase III complex
Molecular function (GO): DNA-directed RNA polymerase activity
Source: RefSeq, a predicted model, not a curated record